UUUGUGCGGUGUUCGCUUGCGUUUCAGCUUAUUAGGUAUCCGCUGGCAAAAUUUGCAGGAAAUCAUUUUUGUUUUGAUUUCUUUGUUUUGUUAGCCCCCUUUUUCCAUAAACAUAAUGGAAAACCCUGGUCACCAGGCUUCACGCAAGAGUUGGGCAAAAUUAAAAACAACCCAGCUUGUCAGACCAAAUUGAAGUAAUCUGAACAAUCUUUCCUAUUAAACAUGUCGCUGUUUAACACCAACUCGCUUGAAGUUUUACCAUGCUAAGGUAUAAUCGACACGCGACUGAUACAAUUAGCUUACCGGGCUCUUUGAUCAACAAAUAUCACCGAUUUACAAACUAUAAUUGCUUAAACUGACUCGAUUUUUUCGACUGAUAGAAAUUAAUUACCUAAAUUUUAUCAUAAAUCAUUACCGGAAUUUGUACCUUUUAGUUAGUAUCGUCUGAAUUUGUAUAGACUUAAAGCAGAGCCAUUAUUUUUUUGCUUCAUAAUGUUUAGUGGACUGAUUAUUUUUGAUGUGUUGUUUUUUGAUUGGUAUAUGUGGAGCGAAUAUUUGCAUGGCUUUACGCUUGAAACAAUUUGCUCGUUAUUGUAAAAUAACCUUUUCGUAAAAAAGCGCACUUUGUUCAUGCGCAUCGGCUGUUUAUUCUGAUUUCUGCUGUUUCUUACCAAUUACAAAAUUGGCGUGAUCUGAAUUGGUUCUUAUCAUAAUUUCCUUAUCACAAUAAACUGAUUUUACUGUCAGUUGGAAGCAUAAUUGAGUCUCAACCUGAUUGCAAGUCUAGUGUUGACGUUUGUUACCAUUUCUUCAUUUUUUCAUUAUCUUUAACCUUCCGCAUCCGACUUUUUUUUAAUCCGUAAAAAUGCUGCAAGGUAAAUUUGUAUUUGCAACAAUUUUACAAUCAUUGAUACUACCUACAUUAUCAUCCGAAAGCAAUAUUUGCGGAAACAGCUCUCAAAUCGCUCAAAUCUACACCGGCGAUUUUCACGAAAACUCGUGCGAAAUCCUGCAAAAUGACACGAAUUCUCGUUAUGGUAACGAGACAGUUUGUAUGAGUUGCUACAUGAAGAUUUCUAAAGUCGCUGAACGAGAACAGAAACAUGUUUACGGCAUCGCAUACAUACCAGAUGAAGACAUUAAUUUGAAGCAUCGUCAUAAGCUGAACGUAACAGAGAGGGUGCAUUGUGCGAAUGUGACUAAUCAAUCUUCUUGUGAAAUCAAGCCGGAAAUCAAGAUUGUGACUAAAAAUAAAACGAAGACCAUGGAAACUGCAGAGGGGUUUGAAAUCCGGAUUCUGAAAUAUGCGAAUUCAGAAAACAGGACAGACGAAGUGUUUGUGGAAGUGAUUAUAAGCAGCAGCCGAUUCAGAGAAUUCGAGUAUCCCGACAUCAUUGUGGACUACGUGCCCGGGUUCAAGUUCAAACCAUGCUCCAAAUACGGUUUCACUCUUAAUACUUUACCCAAGAAGAGUGUGAUGGAUGGUGGGAAUAUGAGACCCCAUAACUUCACCACACAUGGCCUGCCUUCUCUGGAAAUAUUGCAGGCUGGUAUUGGUAGCUUCCCGCAAUGGAAGGAGAAACCGGAGCGAAAUUGUUCCAAAAAAGUAAGUGUCCAUUUGCAAGUUAAAAGUUAAUAAAAUUGCGAAAUU
Symsagittifera roscoffensis is the source of this 1651-nucleotide messenger RNA. RefSeq lists its product as uncharacterized. The record is from RefSeq and is a predicted model, not a curated record. The transcript has 5 exons. NCBI's taxonomy places the organism in Eukaryota, Metazoa, Xenacoelomorpha, Acoela, Convolutidae. Bases 866 to 1636 code for a protein of 256 amino acids.